AUGUGUCCGGAUGGAAAUCCAUCAAUUCGACAAUGCAAUAAUGAUUCAGAUUGUAUGUUUGGUGAUGAAAUGUGUGCAGUUGGAAAAUGUUGCUCAGUAUGUUCACAGCAUCGACGUCAAGUGUUGAAUAAUUUACCAACUAAUAAUGUUGUUGGUGUACAUAUACCUCAAUGUGAUCCUACCGGUAAACAUUAUCGAGCAGUACAAUGCCGUACUGGAACUGAAGAAUGUUGGUGUGUUUCACGAUAUGGCCGGAUUAUUGGUUUAUUGAAACCUAAAACGGCAGAUUCGAAUGCAGCAUGCGAAAUAUUACGAUUAACAGUGAAACGUAUUAUGGAGGAGAAGCGGGAACGUGUUAAAAUACGUCGAAAGCAGGAAAAUUUAACAAGUCCAAAACAAGAGAGUCAAUCGAUUGCUAUACUAUCUAAAGGACAACAAGGUACAGAAUCAAAGCAACAACUUCAGAGUAUAAAUAAUGAAAUUGGCGACAAAUGUUUAUGGAUGAAAUCUGGACGAUGUCCGGAUCAACCGGCAUCUCUUACUGGUACAUCAAAACUUUGCCACUGUGACGGUGAUUGUUCAGGUUUACAGAAAUGUUGUCCAGUUUUAGCUGGUGGAUUGGCUUGUUCUCCUAAUAUUACAAUCAGUACCGAUCAAUUAUCAGCGAUAUUACACUCUUCAUCAACCAAUUCAACAGCAGUAUGCGCUAAGAAUGAAGAGUUUGUGGAAUGUGUUAAUGAAUGCAAAGUAAGUUGUUCUUCAAGAAAAUCGAUUCCAUGUUUCAUUGAACGAUGCAAGAGUGGAUGUCAAUGCAAAUCAGGUUUCAUUCGUCAAAACGAUGACUUUCAUGCACGAUGCAUCCCGGAAAAUGAGUGUCCUCAACAGAUUACUGAACCAGAAAAACGUUGCAUUGAUCCUUUGCGUGAAUAUAAGACUUGUGGUUCAGCUUGUCCAAUUUCAUGCUUUUCUCAAUUUGAAAAAUGCACAACUGAAGGGUGUGUGGAAGGAUGCUUUUGUAAAGUUCCAUAUAUUCUCGAGAAUGGUUCGGAUUCAAUCCAUUCCAGAUGCAUCCUACCUGUAUACUGCCCUCUAUUACUGGGAGAUUAUUCUCCACUGAAUGCUACCAUUCAUUUCGUUGCGAUGGCUCCAACAACCCUUAAUUCCCAUUUAUUUCCUGAACAUCGCAAAGACUCGAUCACUCAACCGACAGUGAUGCGUUGCAGCGAUCCACUGAAGAAUUUCCAUAUCUGCGGUUCUGGCUGUCCAGGUUAUUAG
Molecule: messenger RNA, 1275 nt
Organism: Loa loa (African eye worm)
Lineage: Eukaryota; Metazoa; Nematoda; Chromadorea; Rhabditida; Onchocercidae
Exons: 5
Coding region: 1-1275 (424 amino acids)
Cellular component (GO): extracellular region
Molecular function (GO): peptidase inhibitor activity
Source: RefSeq, a predicted model, not a curated record